UCCGACAGAAUCAUCACACCGAGCCACAGACAAACAGAGUCACAGAGCAGAGCAGCGCAGUAAGACGAGUGAUCUGAUCGACAUGGCCGCCGCCACCAUGGCCCUCUCCUCCCGCGCGCUCGUCGGCAAGCCGGCGGCCAGCUCCAGGGACGUGUUCGGCGAGGGCCGCAUCACGAUGCGCAAGACCGCGGCGAAGCCGAAGCCGGCGGCGUCCGGCAGCCCCUGGUACGGGCCCGACCGCGUCCUGUACCUGGGCCCGCUCUCCGGCGAGCCCCCGAGCUACCUGACCGGCGAGUUCCCCGGCGACUACGGCUGGGACACCGCCGGGCUGUCCGCCGACCCGGAGACCUUCGCCAAGAACCGGGAGCUGGAGGUGAUCCACUGCCGCUGGGCCAUGCUCGGCGCGCUAGGGUGCGUGUUCCCGGAGCUCCUCGCCCGCAAUGGCGUCAAGUUCGGCGAGGCGGUGUGGUUCAAGGCGGGGUCCCAGAUCUUCAGCGAGGGCGGGCUGGACUACCUGGGCAACCCGAGCCUGGUCCACGCGCAGAGCAUCCUGGCCAUCUGGGCGUGCCAGGUGGUGCUCAUGGGCGCCGUCGAGGGGUACCGCGUCGCCGGCGGCCCGCUCGGGGAGGUGGUGGACCCGCUGUACCCAGGGGGGAGCUUCGACCCGCUGGGGCUCGCCGACGACCCGGAGGCCUUCGCGGAGCUCAAGGUGAAGGAGAUCAAGAACGGCCGCCUCGCCAUGUUCUCCAUGUUCGGCUUCUUCGUGCAGGCCAUCGUCACCGGCAAGGGCCCGCUCGAGAACCUCGCCGACCACCUCGCCGACCCCGUCAACAACAACGCCUGGGCCUACGCCACCAACUUCGUCCCCGGCAAGUGAGCGAGCUCGCUAGGUGAAGCGACUGGGGGGGUCGCGUGUGCCGUAGACGUACGUAUUCGUAUGUACUGCUAAUCUGCUACUGCAGGGUGUACACAAGUAUUUGUGAAGGGAACCUGGGAUCACAAGCAGGUUUGUUGUACGAGUAGUAGUGUAUUUGUACGCAUGCGCUGGACCGGAUCGAUGAAAUAUGCGCACCGCGUUGUAAAUUUUUGGCAAAAUAAAGUAAUCUCUAAAUCUGUAUCUAAAUUA
Molecule: messenger RNA, 1126 nt
Organism: Panicum hallii
Lineage: Eukaryota; Viridiplantae; Streptophyta; Magnoliopsida; Poales; Poaceae
Product: chlorophyll a-b binding protein of LHCII type 1-like
Exons: 1
Coding region: 83-877 (264 amino acids)
Biological process (GO): photosynthesis, light harvesting in photosystem I; response to light stimulus
Cellular component (GO): chloroplast thylakoid membrane; chloroplast envelope; plastoglobule
Source: RefSeq, a predicted model, not a curated record